ACACUCCCAGUACUCUCACAGCAACCUUCUUCUUCUCCGGCCACGUAUGAUCGCUCGCCGCCGCCGUCCACGACGUCGCCGGCUGGGAUAUCAAAAACGGCGGAGUAUGUGAUAUCAAAGGUCGACGAUCUGAUGAAUUGGGCUCGGCGCGGGUCCAUUUGGCCCAUGACAUUUGGGCUGGCCUGCUGUGCCGUCGAAAUGAUGCACGCUGGAGCUGCGCGUUAUGAUUUUGAUCGAUUUGGUGUAAUUUUCAGACCUAGCCCGAGACAGUCUGAUUGUAUGAUUGUUGCUGGUACACUUACCAAUAAAAUGGCCCCUGCUCUUCGCAAAGUCUAUGAUCAAAUGCCCGAGCCAAGGUGGGUCAUUUCUAUGGGGAGCUGUGCAAAUGGUGGAGGAUACUACCAUUACUCAUAUUCUGUCGUGCGAGGCUGUGACAGGAUUGUCCCGGUUGACAUUUAUGUUCCAGGUUGCCCACCUACUGCUGAGGCCCUUCUAUACGGAGUUCUUCAACUGCAGAAGAAGAUUAAUAGGCGCAAGGAUUUCCUCAUGUGGUGGACCAAAUAAGAUCCUUAUAUUUUUGUUGCCUUGGCUCUGUGUGGAAAUAAACCCUUGGACAAGUACCAUGCAAGGGAGAUAUGUUAUUUUGCUUUGGGUGAACUCUCGGUCUCUCUGGACCUUAUACAACUCUUUUGCAUGUUAUCUGACUUUAGGGGUGGCAAAUGGGCUGUUUGGGCUGUAUUUGGGCUUGUCAUAAUGGAUUGACUCAUUAAAUGAGUCAUUGCUCGUCAAAAUGGCAUGGCGUAGCCAUUUUUACGGCUGGCUAUCCAAAAAUAGCCACCAUCGCUAAUGUAAUCGAUUUCUAGCCAUUUUAACUUAAAAUAUAUUAGUAAAUGACAUAUUUACCCUUGUCCUUUUUAACA
Nicotiana tabacum (common tobacco) is the source of this 920-nucleotide messenger RNA. RefSeq names its product NADH dehydrogenase [ubiquinone] iron-sulfur protein 7, mitochondrial. Gene Ontology annotation, cellular component: respiratory chain complex I. Gene Ontology annotation, molecular function: 4 iron, 4 sulfur cluster binding; quinone binding; NADH dehydrogenase (ubiquinone) activity. Gene Ontology annotation, biological process: mitochondrial respiratory chain complex I assembly; electron transport coupled proton transport; aerobic respiration. Lineage: Eukaryota; Viridiplantae; Streptophyta; Magnoliopsida; Solanales; Solanaceae. The record is from RefSeq and is a predicted model, not a curated record.